CCUCGCUGACAAGCUCUGUCACGGGCCGAGAGGCUCUGAAAAGAGGAUUUUGAGGCUUAGAAAACUGCGCUUUAAAGGAUGACCCUUCUGAAGCCAGGUGCCAUUGUCCAUGGAACAAGAUGGAGAGAAGAUAGUAUAGUGAAGUGGUGGGCUUGUGGACAGGAUGGCUUUCCUGGACAACCCAACAAUUAUACUUGCUCAUAUUCGGCAGUCACAUGUGACCAGUGAUGAUACCGGGAUGUGUGAAAUGGUCCUGAUAGAUCAUGAUGUCGACCUAGAGAAGUUUAAUCCCUCGUCAACAUAUGGGGACAGUUCAGAAACCCAGGGAAGCAAUGGUGAGACUCAGGGCUAUGUAUAUUCCCAAUCAGUCGAUAUUACCUCAAGCUGGGACUUUGGAAUUAGAAGACGAUCAAACACAGCUCAGAGACUAGAACGUCUGCGGAAAGAGAGACAAAAUCAAAUAAAAUGCAAAAAUGUUCAGUGGAAAGACAGAAAUACUUCUUACUCAGCAGAGGAACUGAGCUCCCUAUUUGAAAAAAAGAAUUUCAAAGUAAAAUCUCCAUGUUCUGGGAAGCAGUCAAUACUAUCUGUGCGACUUGAACAGUGUCCACUACAGUUGAAUAAUCCCUUCAAUGAGUACUCAAAAUUUGAUGGCAAGGGUCAUGUUGGUACAACUGCAACCAAAAAAAUUGAUGUCUACCUCCCACUGCACACAAGCCAAGACAAACUACAGCCUAUGACAGUUGUGACGAUAGCAAAUGCCAAGGUGCAUGACCUGAUUGGACUAAUAUGCUGGCAAUAUACAAGUGAGGGACGGGAACCAAAACUAAAUGACAACGUCAAUGCCUACUGUCUCCAUAUUGCUGAGGAUGAUGGUGAGGUUGACACAGAUUUUCCACCCUUGGAUUCCAAUGAACCCAUUCACAAGUUUGGCUUCAGCACUCUGGCAUUGGUUGAAAAGUACUCGUCUCCCGGCCUGGCAGCAAAACAGUCGCUCUUUGUUCGAAUAAAUGCUGCUCAUGGAUUCUCACUUAUUCAGGUGGACAGUAUGAAGGUCACCAUGAAGGAUAUCUUGCAAAAGGCCUUAAAGAGAAGGAAAGGAUCACAAAGAGGCUCAGGUCCUCAGUAUCGGCUGGAGAAGCAGAGUGAACCUAAUGUCCCCGUAGAUUUAGACUGUACCUUGGAGAGCCAGAGCACUUUGGAAUUCUGCCUUGUCCGAGAGAACAGUUCAAGAGGAGAAGAGAUCUCAGAGGAAGACCCUCAAAUCGAUAUAGCUACCGUUCAGGAUAUGCUUAGCAGCCACCAUUACAAGUCCUUCAAAGUCAGCAUGAUCCAUAGGCUUCGAUUCACCACCGAUGUUCAGUUAGGUAUUUCUGGAGACAAGGUAGAGAUAGACCCUGUUACUAAUCAGAAGGCCAGCACUAAGUUUUGGAUUAAGCAGAAACCCAUUUCAAUCGAUUCUGAACUCCUCUGUGCCUGUGACCUUGCGGAAGAAAAAAGCCCAAGUCAUGCAAUAUUUAAACUUACAUAUCUAAGCAAUCAUGACUACAAACACCUUUACUUUGAAUCAGAUGCUGCUACUGUCAAUGAAAUUGUACUGAAGGUGAACUACAUUCUAGAGUCGCGAGCAAGUACAGCCAGAGCAGAGUAUUUUGCUCAGAAACAAAGAAAACUGAGCAGGAGAACAAGCUUUAGCUUCCAGAAGGAGAAGAAAUCGGGCCAGCAGUGACGCCUAGCCUGGAGGAAACCUGUCUGCCUCCCUCGGAGGAGGAGAAGCUCCCGACAGCCGGAGACAGGUGGGAGCGAGAACUGCAGCGCUCCUGUUGCCAACAGGCAGGAGCAGCCAGGGAAGAAAAUCCGUGUUAUCCAGUCUCUCACGGUUGGUAGAUUAUCCCUCUUUGGUGAUGGGAAGUCUCCCCUGUGACAAAAAUAAAGAGCCAUAUCAGCCGGAAAGACGACUGUUACGCUUCAGGUUCCUUUGAUUAGAAAUAAGAGAAUGACGUAGACGGGCAUCAUUUAAUUACUAUAUUAUGUACAAUCACAAGAAGAGAUGUGAUUACAUAUUAUUUCACAGCCUGGUUAGAAUAAAUUAUAUACAUCUGUAAUACACCCACAUACACACAGGUAUUGCUUGUGACAUGAUCAAAUUUCUAAAAACAAAAUGUAGGACAAAUGUAUCCAUUUUUACUAUUAAUAAACAGAUGUACUCUUUCUCGCGGUCCAUAUGAUGCACAGUUCUUUUGGGGGGAGGUUGCAGUCCCAGAUGGCUCCUCUUCUGUUGCUGAAGUGCAGGAGGCAGCCGCGAGCCAGGAGACGCAGUAGCCGUUGCAGAGGAACUCAUUUGUGAAGAAAUGUUCAGACAGUCAAGUCUUUUUUUGUUUUGCUUUUUUCAUACUUUUACUUCACUGUACUUUUACUUAACUCCUACUUGCCUCCGGGCAGCACAGUAUUUUGAAAACCAAGGCAGCGUUUCUGCAAUUAAAAUGGGUGCAUCUUCCUGAACGUAGGACCUGCAGAGGUUUUCAAAGCGUGAACUGGUGGGAACGUGUCGCUCCUGAGCUAGGUGUCUAGUCUUUCUCUUUGUGACAACUUUCACCAGAGGACACAGAAAUACCUUCACCUUUUUUUUUAGUAUUAGAUGAGUCUUUAAAAAUGAAAAUGAAAAUCUACUUUGUACUGGGAUUUAUAGCUCUUCUGGCCUUGUUCAUCUUGAAUGCGUCGGGGACCGUGCGAGUGGGAGCGCGGGGAACCAGAGCUGCGCUUCCGUUUCCGUUCACCAGAGGUGUCUUUUAUCAGUCCCUGGGUCGUUGGAGCUGGAGCUCUCUGAGCUGUUGCAGUGGAUUUCAUAUCACGAAAAUGCCUCUGGUACCAAGAGGCCGUUUAAAAGACCACUGACCCCCCCACGGAAAUCCACAGCACUCCUCUGAUUUCUGCAGGUCAGACCGAAUAGCUCCUCUGCCACCCGGCUGCCUCGCAGAGACGGACCUGCAGGCAACCUGACCUGCUACAGUUUCGUACUUUGCUUCUCCAUAAAAAAACUCUUUCUGAGCCUUAACAUAUAGUCUAGGAAUAAACACUAAGGCCGAGAGCUCUAUUUGUCAGGUAUAUGCUACAUUUAAGGUCUCAAUUUUUAAGCUUUUAGCUUGUUCCAUUGGAAGAGAGUGAGCGAAGCCUUCCCGGAGAUGCUGCCAGGGGGUGCUCUGUCCUCGCGACAGACCGAGAAGGCCUUUCUUUACUGUACAGUCUUCCAUGAUUAUUACUCAGCAAAGGAUAAACAAGAGAAACAGUAUUUUAUAGUAUGAUAUUACAUUUUAAAACAUUUUAUAUGUGCAAGUGCAGCAUAGAUGCAAUGGAGAAAGAACCUUCGAAUAAUGCAAUGUAAAUGACUCCUUUAGUCAAGUUUGUGAACUAUUUAA
This is a messenger RNA of Struthio camelus australis, 3416 nucleotides long. It is a transcript of the gene MAPKAP1, whose product is annotated as MAPK associated protein 1. NCBI's taxonomy places the organism in Eukaryota, Metazoa, Chordata, Aves, Struthioniformes, Struthionidae. The record is from RefSeq and is a predicted model, not a curated record. Gene Ontology annotation, molecular function: phosphatidylinositol-4,5-bisphosphate binding. Gene Ontology annotation, biological process: TORC2 signaling. Gene Ontology annotation, cellular component: TORC2 complex; plasma membrane; cytoplasm.